AUGUCUCACAUAAAGGUUGCUUAUUUCACUUCGGUCAGUGUAUUUGGCGAAACAUUCAAAGUCAUGGACUACAAAACAACUUUUGUUCCUGUUUUAGAUGUGAUUAAAGCUUUCGAGCUUAUUAUUGACGAUUUUACCGACGAUGAUGCCGACGAAUUUCUCGAUUAUUUCGAAAAAACAUGGAUUGGAGAACGUAAAAGAAGAGGCACUGGUCGCAAAAGUCCACAAUUUCCAAUUGAGCUGUGGAAUGUCUAUGAUCGGGUAAGUGAAAAUCUUCCUCGUACUAACAAUUCUAUUGAAGGUUGGCACAAUGCAUUUGCUCAACGCGUUUCAAUUGCUCAUCCAACGAUUAACAAGUUAACUGAUAAGAUUCGAACUGAACAAUCUAAAUUCGAACUUGAUAUCGCGUUAAUUCGUCUAGGUCAACAACCAGAAGCGAAAAAAAAACAACUCUGCAACGAAUCGUCUGCGACGAAUUGUCCGACGACGAAUUGUCCAGUCACCGACAAAGUGUUAGUACGUGAUUUUAGAGCAUCCUCAACAAAAUCACAAUGGAAACCGGGAUCAUUAAUUCGCCGUCAAGGAUCUCGAUUAUGGUUAGAUGACAACAUGGAUGAUAUUGUUCCAUCGACUGGUGUAUCACAAGCAGUUACAUUGGAUGCAGAUGAAGAAUCAAAUCUGGUGUCUGUUUCAUCAACACCAACGACAACAGCUACCGCAUCGACAUCGUCGAGCCCUUCCUCGUCUGACCAGGAGUCUCCGAUGCUUCAGCGUACAACAAGAAUUCGGAAACUUCCACAGCGUCUUAUCGAAGAAAUUUAA
Adineta ricciae is the source of this 822-nucleotide messenger RNA. NCBI's taxonomy places the organism in Eukaryota, Metazoa, Rotifera, Eurotatoria, Adinetida, Adinetidae. The record is from the annotation of a GenBank genome assembly.